ACUGGAAUUUUAAUUCAUUAUAAAGAUUCACAUGAAAAUAGCUAGACGCGCGCUCCGAAAAAUCCAAAUCACGUUUUAGUUUCACUUGGUCCGUCGACGGUUGUGCUGAGAAGAGAAGGUGGUGGAAUUUCUUUAAGGAGAAGGAGCUCCCUUUUAUUGUGUACCGUUUAAACAUUUAGUUAGAAUUUCCCUCAGAUUACAAAUCUCAUAAAAUGGCUGACGCUUUGGACAACGAGCAGGUGCAAUUAUUCCGCCGGGCAUUUUCCAUGUUCGAUUCGGGGAAAACGGGUCGCAUUGAGAAGGAGAAAGUUCGUACAAUCUUGAACACAUUGGGCCAUACUUAUGACGAUUCAGAACUUGAGACGCUUCUCGUUGCUGAAGAUGUCGAAGGGUCGGGAAAAUUGGAUUUUGAUUCGUUCUGCCGGGUAGCUGGGCGAUUUGCUGAGGAGGAUGACGAAGCACUCCAAAAGGAACUCAAGGAAGCCUUCCGAUUGUACGACAAAGAAGGAAAUGGCUACAUCCCAACAUCGUCUCUCCGUGAAAUUCUCGCCGCACUCGAUGAUCAGCUGACGAGUGAUCAACUCAAUGAGAUGAUUGCGGAAAUUGACACGGAUUCAUCGGGAACGGUGGACUUUGAUGAAUUCAUGGAGAUGAUGACGGGAGAUUAAGCAGCCAGACGUCAAAUCUUGUAAUUUUUCUACACAAAUUCAUUAAAUCAAAAGAAAACGGAAGAAGUACUUGAGCUCUGUGGGAGUAAAUUAACGUCACGUCGGAAGAACAAAUUUUACAAAAUAAAUCCUUUUCCAACAUU
This is a messenger RNA of Lutzomyia longipalpis, 811 nucleotides long. Its product is annotated as troponin C-like. Gene Ontology annotation, molecular function: enzyme regulator activity; calcium ion binding. The transcript is spliced from 6 exons. Lineage: Eukaryota; Metazoa; Arthropoda; Insecta; Diptera; Psychodidae. Bases 213 to 668 code for a protein of 151 amino acids. The record is from RefSeq and is a predicted model, not a curated record.